This is a messenger RNA of Meloidogyne enterolobii, 3573 nucleotides long. NCBI's taxonomy places the organism in Eukaryota, Metazoa, Nematoda, Chromadorea, Rhabditida, Meloidogynidae. The record is from the annotation of a GenBank genome assembly.
AUGAAAAAAGAAUGGAUAAUGAGUGAUGAAGCUAGACUUGAAAAGAAGCAAAGAAUCCAAGAAAAUAGAGAACGUCGAGCGGCUGCUGCUGCGGCCGUUGCUUCUGUAAAUGCCGCUCUUGGAUUGGGUGGGCAAAUGGGAGGUUCUGCUGCAGUUUUUAAACAUUCUACGGAGAUGGAUCAACAAGAGUUGGCUUUAACUCAACAACAAACGAGAAAGAGUAUUAAACAGGAACAGCCACUCCUUUCAGCAGAUUCAAUAACUACCGCUUCUUUUCUUCAAACACAACAACAAACCCAAGCAGCACAACGAGUUGAAAUGUUACAAGUCGAGGCUUUACAUACUGAGCAACAACAGCAACAACUCGUACCUCAAUUAACGCACCAACAAGAAGUCCCCAAUACACUAGUUACUGAUUUACCACCUAAUCCUUUGGUUGGAUUACAAAAUCCCUUUACUUCUCCAGCAGCCGCGCCAUUAUUGAAUACACAAACAACCGGUACUGAACAAGUAAUGGCUGCAGCUAAAGUAGCAGCUGCUGCGCAAGUUGCGGCUGUUCAACAAGUUGUUAACCAAGCAGCCGCUGCUGUUCUCCUUCAUCAUGCACAUCAACAACAACAACAUUUACAACAACAGCUUGACGAUAUACCAAUGGAACAACAACCACAACCUGAACAACAAUCCCAACAACAAUUUAAUGUUGCAGAUGAACUUCCUCCUCCGGUUGUUGGGGUUCCUGUUGGGAGUAGUACUUCUAUUCACACAACAGUGGCAGGUGGGGGGCAUGUUGGGGAUGUUCAACAACCACAAGCUGCACCACCUCCUGCUUUGGCUGCUCUUGUUGCUGCCGCUGCAGAAGAAGCAGCAGCAAUGCAACAACCACAAACACUGCCUUUACAGAGGCUUCAACAACACCCUUCUUCAUUGUUAGUUUCUGCUGGACUUAUUCCAGAUACUAACAACCAAUCAACUUCAACAAUGAUUACAACAACCAACGAGAAUUCUAAUACCCUCCCCCCUGCCGUUGCUGCAGCAUUAAUUCAACAACAACAUAGCCAACAACAACAAAUUUCAGGCAAUCCACCAAAUAUUACAACACAACAGGCAUCAGCAGUAACUGAAUCUAUUCAGCAACAAAUUGUUGCUUCUCAUCAACAACAAGCGGCCGCUGCAGCAGCAGUAGCCCAUCAUUUACAGCAACAGCAACAAGUACAACAUGUUGCUCAACAACAAGCGGCUGCUCAAAUAGUAGCUGCUGCACAAGUUCAACAAAUGCAACAACAAAUAGCUCAACAUCAGCAACAACAAUUGGCUGCUUUAGCAAAUGUAGCUGCUGUUCAUCACCAUCAACAACAACAGCAGCAACAUUUAAAUCAACAGUCAUUAAAUACAAAUAAUGCUUUUUUAACAUCUGGGAGUACAACUAAUGCUCAAAAUGAAAAUGUUAAUCAACAAUUACAACAAGUUGCCAAUGUUUUCUCUACGGGAACAAUUCAAAAUAAUAACCAGCAACCUCCAAAUAUUUCUUCUCAAAUUGUUACUCCAGCCCCUUCAACUGGCAUUUUACCGAGCUGUUUUAUUGAGGUAGCUGCUGCCCAUUUAGCUUCACAACCUCAACAAACACCUCAACAGCCUUCAAUUCCUCCCCCUCCAAAUCCAAAUGUAUUACCACAAUUAAUUCCACAAACAACAACACAAACUGGAAAUAUUUUAAUUCAACAACCGUCAAGUAUUAUGAGUAUUGGAACUGGAGGAGGUCAAUUAAAUAAUAACAAUAAUUGUACACCUCCCCAACAAAAUACUUCUUCAAUUCAACAACAGCAAACAAUUACUUCUUCAAUAUCUACUAACCAAUCUCAAUCACAAAAUUUGCUUCAAUGUCAACAAUUUCCACCCCAACAACCACAACAACAGCAACAACCAAUUCAUCCACAAUAUUUAGAAAUGGUUUCAAUUCCAAAAGAUAUUUUACUUAAAUUGGUAGAACAACGAAUUGAAAGUGACAAAACACAAGUACAACCACCAAGUAAAUGUUUGUGUCAUUGCCAUUGUGGGAGAUAUCCAAAUGAUGUUCCUAUUGUUGAUAAGGUUAUGACUGAUUUGUUGGAAGGUUCAUCUAAACAUCUCGGAGGAGGGGACAACAAUAGUACAAGCAGUAACAAUUCUACACCUCGAAAUUCUCUUCAAUCACAGCCUGUACAUUUCCAGUCUGUCACUAACGGGCAAAUAUCAUUACAACAAACACAACAACAAAACACUUUAAUUAAUCAAUCUAUUACUACUGGAAAUUUUGUUGAAACAAUGGACACAAGCGGCGCUUCGUUUUCAAUUGCUUCCUCUCUACACCAACUCAGUGCUUCUGAUCAAGAACAAUUGGCUGAAUUGUCAAAGGCUAACGAAAUUUGGAAGACUUCAGCAACAACUUCUUCAAACAUUUCCUUAACUGCGGGAGGGGCUUCUGGAGAUUUACAGUUUUUGAUGGGACAUUACACAGAAUCUGAUUUGCGUCGAUUAAUUGGUUUAGCUAAAUCUUUGGAUGCUUUUAAACGUCUUGAUCAACACGACCAAGAACGUUUAUUAAAAAGUUGUUUCGGAAGUUUUUUUGUUCUUCGUUCUGUUCUGAGUGUGGAAGUGAAUGAAUUUACUGUUGCUAUUUUACGACAAAAUGGAGUUCCUGAAUCAACUAUAAGAUUCUACGUUGAUUUUCCUGUCGAAUGGCGCCGAAACGAAACAAUUAAUUUAUUACUUGGACUUAUUCUUCUUUUCAAUGUUGAAGUUGCUGAUUUACAGAGUGCGAUUUCUGUUACUGUUGAAAAUAUGAAAUUUCAAUCUUUGCUAAAAAGGCUUCUUUAUGCAUUUUGCGAUCGUGACUCUGUUAAAGCCGAAACAGUUGCAGCAGAAUUACUUGCUCGAGUCGAGCAUUUAAAGCAAUUAUUCCCUGGAGGAACACCAACACAUAAUUCCUUGGGUAUUGGGACUUGUAAUAAUUUGGCUUUUGCACCCCAAACGAUUGGACAACAACAACAAAUUGUUUCGACUAGCCAAUUAGUUGAAUGCUCGAAUUCUUCGAUUAAUAUAAACACUAGUAGUUAACAAGUAAAGAAGAUUUUGUUUGAUUUUUCAAAAUUUUGAGAAAAAAGUGUGUUUUGGGAAAUUAGGAUAGGUACGAGAAGGAUAGUUAAAAACAAAAAAAUUGUAUUUAUUUUGCAGUCCUUCCUUUUUCCAUAGUUACUGAUAUUACGACACAGCCUUAAGGCAAAGAUUUAAUUUAAAAUUUAUUUUUUUAAUUUAUUAAAAUUUAUUUUUUUUAUUUUAGGACAUGCAUUAAUAUUUAAUGCCAUAAACAAGACGAAAUUAGUUAUCAAAAAUAAAAUACAAUAUUUAUCAGUUGCAUAUUAAUUUAAUUAAAUAUUUGUCUUUUUAUAUAAACUAAUUUGGUUUGCUCCUUCUUUGCUCCUCAAGCCCUCCAUACUUAUUUAGAUUUUUUCUAGCUAAUUUUUCUGUCAAUUCUCCUUUGGUUCUGUAACUUUUCCGUAAGAAUUUGUAAAAGUGACUGUGAGGAUCUUGGAGAGG